CAGGAGAGCAGAACUCCAUGCUAUUGUCAUGACAAGUAUAAGUACAUGACAAUUAUUAGAUUUGAAAAAAGUAAUAAUGAAACUCAUGGACCAGCACAAUGGCUUUUCUAAGGACACAGUAUGGAAUAAGAAAAUAUUAUUUUUGCAACCAGAGCAUGGGAAUUAUAAGAUACUACUGAUCAGCUGUUGUUUUUAAUUAAAUUAUAUUGUGAACUGAGAUUAUCUGACCUAAUUUAUCAUUAAUAGAAGUGUAUUAAAAGCAACCAUAGUUUACUCUUCACUCUCUCAGUAAUGUGUUGCAUUGUCUUCAACAAACCACAGUCUUUGGUGGUUCUAAUUUCCGUAGUUAACAUGGUGAAAGCAUGUAAUGACAGGCCCGCUUAACCCCAGUGAAACUAAUUAUAUCUGUGACUGAACGCUUGUCACUAUAGCAGGACAAUAGAUUUGUGUCAUUACUAAAAUUCUGUAGGGAUUUGUUGACAGGUUUACUUAACCAACAGGGCUGUGAAGCAACUCUAUAAAACAUUUUGUAAAACAGUGUGUGAUCAUUCUAAAUGAUGGCAUUACAUGAAUAAAAUUAAGGUUGUGUCUUUACAGGCCAGAACUAUAUCAGUCCCACUGCUCUUUUCUAUGAUAGGAACAGAGACGUGUGGGAAAAUGGCAGAGAAUCUUCACACUCCUCCUUUGCUUGACAUUAAUGGCUGACACAGGCUGUUAAUGCUGGCAGCUUUGCAAGCACUGCCAUGGUUACCUGUGGAAACCAGGAGGAAACCAAGUCACCAGGGACUUUGACUCCUCCUAUUCCUCUUCUGUCUCCUGUUGUCGCAAUCAUAAACAUGUAAACUGAUCUUAGACCAGAAAAAUAAUUAAUUAAUUAAUAUUUAUAUCUGCAGGUAUAAAUUCAAUAGUUCUCUUUACAUGGAGGUUUUCACUCAGAGUAAUUAAACUUAAACAUGUGUUAUGCUGCAGCACAUCAUGACGAUGCAGGAUCCCAAACCUUUUUUUUUAAAUUUCUGUAUAUACUUUACAAGUCUUCUUCAAAAUGAAAACAUAGCCCAAAUAUUUAUAUUUAUUCAAUGCUUAUUUUCUGCAAAUGUUUUUUUUACCAUUGGCGACUGGUGAUGCUGCAGGGGGAGGAGAGUGACAGCGCCACAGAGGAAUUAGUCUUUGAGUACACCCUGAACACUUAACAGUUUGUUAGCAUCAUUUCAAAGAGAAACAUGCACACACAAUGCAGCCAUUACAUCUAGGAUUGCGAUUUCGAUCUGUGAAAAAUGAGUUGGAUGCUCUCCGUCUGGGCUGCGGCUCUGCUGGCUCUCUGUAAGGGACAGAACACUGUGCAUGAAGGUAGGCCCUUAUAUGAUGAUGACACAUUAACAUGACUCAACUGUGCUGUCCUAACUAAAUGAAAUAUCUGUUAGUUUUUGUAAAGUUUCCAACUGUUAAAUACUAUAGUAUAAGUUAAAAUGUUAGUUAUUGCUGUUAUUGGAGUCAAAAAUCAAGAUUCACUAGCAACCUAGGAUUACAUCAGAUGUGGUUAUGUGCCCAGAUGACUAAAGGGGGAAAAAACAGUGUUACAAUUGAACACAUUCUUUUUUAUAUUUCAGGAAGCAGUCUGUCUGCACUUGGCUACCACCUGUGUAUUCACAAUGAGACAAGGUGGGUGAGUUUCCUGGUGAUGCACAAGGUUCCUUACACUGUGAGCAAACCGUGUGGUGGCUGGCUCCUGUGGAAGACAUGCAACGCCACACUAUACAAGAUGGUUCCCAAGACCGAGAAUCGGACAGUCAUUAUGCAGGUUACCAAGUGCUGCAACGGCUACGUACAAGCUGGUCGUUACUGUGCCAUACCUGUGAGCAGAAGUGGGGGGCUCGCUGCCAAGCCAGGAUCCUGUCCAACAGUAGAUGGACUUCAUCCUGGAUCUGAGGAGUGUGAGUGGGACAUGGACUGCCCAGGCUGGCAGAAAUGCUGUCAAGGACCGGACGAGUCUUCCUGCAGUCAUCCUGCAAGAUCAGCAAACUAUUCUAACAACAGAGGAAACCGUUUCAACGCAACAGUGACAGUUAAAGUUGAUUACCAGCAGCUGAUGUCACUGCAGGAAGGACUUCUGAACCACACACGGGUCCUACGAGCCAUGGUCAGUGGAGCGCUGCAGUUCGAUGACGUCUUAGUUCAUUACCUCAGCUCGUGGCCUGUGCACCCAUACAGAACUGCCACCUCGCUGCUCAUAGACCUCAACGAGACUCUGUCAUUGGACGAUGUCACAUCGAAGCUUCAUCUGCUCCUCAAACACAUACAGGAAGUGUCGUCAGUAACUGUGGAAGACGUAGAUGAGUGUGUGGAGCCCGUUCUCCAUCAGUGCUCGCCUCAAGCUGACUGUACCAACACAGUGGGAUCCUUCCAGUGCACAUGUCGCCAAGGAUACAGGGAUGUUGAUCCCAGCAACCCUGGAUUCAUUUGUACAAUUGAAGAUGAGGUACUGACCACCACAGAGAUCCCCACGACCUUUGACCCACCCAUGAACACAACCUUCAUCCCAGUGUCCAACACCACAGUGGAAGCUACAGACACCAGCGUGACUGGAUUCUUUAACUGGUCUGAGAUCAGCACCACUACACUACUGACUGAUACAAACUAUGUCUCCUAUAAUUCAUCCCAUUCUCUGCUGUGGACGACCACGGACAGUUAUAGCAGCACAGAGAUACCUCCGCUGACAACAGUAUGCUCUCCUCCCAGCAUCACGUCCCUAAUGUCAUGUAACAUCACUGGAAUCUCCUUCAGUGUCUACUGGUCCAGUCAGUCUCGGUCCAACCAGACCUAUGAAGUCAUAUUAAGCAAGGGUUCAGAGGUCAUUGAUUCUUGGGUAAUUGAUCAGACCAUAAAGACGUUGCUGGGACUGAACCCCGGGGUUGUCUACAGUGUCACAGUCAUACCACGGGCCUGUGAGAGGCAAGGAGCCGCCUCACAGAUUCUUGUCAGAACAGAUGCUCAGACUCUAGAUGCCACAGUUCGACUCACCAACAUAGAAUUCACCACAGACCUUCAAAACAGCAGCAGUGAGGCCUACAGAAAUCUUACUGAAGGCAUUGUAGCGGAGUUCUACCAGUCUCUGUCUCCAGAGAUGAAGGCUUUGGUGGAUUCAGGAGAGGUGAGAAUCGAGAUCACAAGCAUUUCACAGGGGAGCGUGGUGGUCAACUUGACCUUCAUCGUCGUCAGACCCAGUAGCAGCCACGACAUCAGUGACGUUUCUGUUGCAUUGAUAAACUCCCUCACAAAUAGUUCCAGGUACACUGUGGACAGAAACAGAACAAAUAUAAGAGACUUUGAUGAAUGUACAUCAGAUGAUAACGACUGUUCCCAGUGGGCUAACUGCACAAACACCUGGGGCUCUUACUCAUGUGUUUGCAAGGAUGGAUUUACCGACAACAACCCAGACAGACCGGGGAGAGACUGUCGAGCUGCUUUGGAGCCAAUGACAUCAUCGGCGUCUCCUGCUGUCUCUUUAACGUCAGGCUCCAUGACUUCCAGCACUUCAACAUCACCCACCAGCUCUGCUUUGAUAGCUACUGGUCCAAUAACAGCUACUGAGCCAGUAACCGCUGCUAUUACCACUACUGUGCCCAUUCCUACCCCGGUGACUGCUGACACCAGUACUAUGGCACUGGACAUCACCACCCCAACAACCACCACUAUACCCUCUAUGACCACCUCUACUACAGGAAAUACCAUCACUCAAACAACAACAGUUUCGGCCCCAACGACCACAACAUCACCAUUAACUACCACCGAUCUGACAACCACCAUUAUUCCCUUUACAACUGCCACUACUGUGGGCAAUACCAUCACCCCAACCAUUACAGUUUCGGCCCCAACAACCACACCACCAUCAUUAACUACCCCUAAUCCAACAGCUGCCACUACUCCUUCUACAACAGUCACUACACCAUCGGUCACAGCUGCUCCAACAACCACCACAGUCCCAGUGACAUCCAUUACAUCUCCCUCAACGCCCGCCACUACUACUAUCUCUCCUGCUCCAGUACCCACAACCACUGCUGCCCUAGGGAACAUCUUCAUGUCAGGGGCCAUCUCAGUGCAGUGCAGUGUUGCUGAUAUCACCGUAACAGUGGCCAGAGACUUCCUUCACCAAGCCAACAUUAGGGAAAAUGCACUAUACUUAGGCCUGGUGGAAUGUGGUGUCAAGGGUGCCAAUGCCACCCACGUCCGACUGACUGUGGCUUGGGAUGAGUGCAGCACAAUGCUGAUGCAAAAUGAAACCUACUACACAGCAUCCGUGACCCUGUUCAACAGCAUGGCAUCCUUCACCUCAUCCAGCGGAACAGUGGAGGUACCCAGAAUUCGACUGGAAGUGCCUGUCGUGUGCACCUAUUUGAGGAGCCAGCUCAUUUCUGCUAACUUCAACUCCAUGGGGUACGAUCUGAUCCAAGAUAUCAUUAUGGGCCUGGGCUCAUUCCACGUGAUGGUGCAGCUCAUGAAUGGCACAGUGCCUCUGCCGUACAACUACACAAUGUCCCGAGACGAGGCGGUGGUAGUGCAGGUCAGACUGAACACCAGCUCGGAGCAAAUUAAAGUGGUCAUCAACAGGUGCUGGGCAACUCCCAUCCCAAAUCCUGCAGCUUCAUACAGCAACACCUUCUUGGAGAACAGCUGUCCCAUGAACAUGUACACCACUGUGUUGGUGAACGGAAACUCCACUACCUCUCGAGUGUCCGUGCAGAUAUUCUCCUUCAUCAACCUGGACGUGGUCUACCUGCACUGCCAGGUCCACAUCUGUUUACAGGUCGGCUCUGACUCCUGUGUGCCUGAUUGUCAGAGUAGAACAUCUCGAUCUGCAAAAACAAUUGGAUCAGAUAUCUGUUCAGGUGGACCGUUGAACAGACUCUUUCACUUCGACACGGAGCAGGAAUUAGACCCAGCCUACAUUGCCGGCUUUGCUUGUCUCGGAGUUGGUCUGUCACUCAUCCUCCUCGGUGCUUUAGUCUGCAUCUUCUACUACCAACGGAAUCGCAUCGGACACUACAACUUCGCUGCCAAACCCAAGCAGGAGAACUUCACCUACCUGGUUUUUAACGCAUAAUCUAAUACGGCCACAAAAAAUACUUCCUGGAUGCUGUUGCAGAAAAUGGCCACUAGGUGUCGCUGUCGUACCAUGGGCACAUUAUUUCCCACCACCUCUCGCAAGCUUUGCACAUAAUACAAGUAACUUGGGCAGAGAUUAUUUAAACGCGUCCGCAAUAUUUAAUAUAAUUUAAAACAUUUAAAGUAAAAAUAACUGUGUUGAUUGUAAAUAUACGCAGAUAUCACACAAUAUCCUAAGGAAAAUAUGAUGCUCCAUCUUCUUCAAAUGCUAUUUUCAACCUCGUUAUAAUUACAUAGCAUUAUUCUGUUUCUCUGUGCUUGUGCUAAGACAAUAAACAUGUUCUGGAUGGGUACAGAGCUCUGAGAAAUUGUUACAACAACAACACUAACAGCAGCAACAAUAAUAAUAGCUAAAGGAUGGAGGGAAGGAGGGUUACUGUGGUAGAGAAAAAGACGGCGGCAACAGGCAGGUGGCAGGGCACGUGCAGCACAGGGCAAGGGAAAGAAUUUUGUUUUUAAUAAAGAAUAAAAAGUUGAUAGUAAAAAAUAUAUUGAAAAUUACUGGUUCUAUCACACAUGCACGUACACUAAAUGCGCAGGGAGCGGAAAUUAAAUCUUUACUUUAAAUGAAAUCAAGUUUUGCUAUGUGUUAUUGACUCUUUUUUUUAUUGACACAAUUUUUUUUAUUAAAAAGAGAUUUUAGGUAAAAUGACGGCCAGGUUGAUAUAGUGUUCCUAGAGUUUUUCCCGCGACUACAUUAUAGUCAUGAGCCCUCCAGUGGCUCAAAUAUACAACCACACAUAGAGCAGACAGCCUUUUGAAGGGAACUUGUUUAUAUAUAUGCAGUUGCACGUUUGAGCCACCGGGGGGCGAAUCAUGCGGACAACCUAAUGGCCUUACUUUGUUGUUGGCGGAGCUAAACCGAACAACCGACCGCAUUAUCAGACAAAAAAACAAAAUCAAUCAUCUGAUAAAAAAAAACAAGUGGCUAUUAAUGAUCAGUCAUGAGUCAUAUUCUCCUACUCUCUGCAGAACUCUUAUUUUUGUUGAAAAUUUCUGAAUUUAUUUCAGUGACAACCAGCUAUUAUUAUUAUAAGAUACUCUUUUAUUGUAGUGGAUGUCAGCUUUACAUUUGAAUUGUUAGUAGAGAUAUGAACAAUAAAAUACGUAAGAUCCAAGUUCUCUGUUAAGAACGGUCAACAGAUAUUAAUAAAAUAAUUCAAAGAAAUACACAUCAGUAAAAUCAA
Messenger RNA from Cynoglossus semilaevis (tongue sole), 6347 nucleotides. It is a transcript of the gene umodl1, whose product is annotated as uromodulin-like 1. Bases 1532 to 5098 code for a protein of 1188 amino acids. The transcript is spliced from 16 exons. Gene Ontology annotation, molecular function: calcium ion binding; peptidase inhibitor activity; protein binding. Gene Ontology annotation, cellular component: extracellular region. NCBI's taxonomy places the organism in Eukaryota, Metazoa, Chordata, Actinopteri, Pleuronectiformes, Cynoglossidae. The record is from RefSeq and is a predicted model, not a curated record.